This is a messenger RNA of Encephalitozoon cuniculi GB-M1, 306 nucleotides long. Its product is annotated as U2-type spliceosomal complex subunit CWC24. Bases 1 to 306 code for a protein of 101 amino acids. The record is from RefSeq and is marked provisional. Gene Ontology annotation, biological process: snoRNA splicing. Lineage: Eukaryota; Fungi; Microsporidia; Unikaryonidae. The transcript has a single exon. Gene Ontology annotation, cellular component: U2-type spliceosomal complex. Gene Ontology annotation, molecular function: metal ion binding.
AUGUUUGAUGAUGGUGAAGUGAUUGAUACACACAAAGUUGUCUGCAAGCCGUUUAGGGAGACUGGAUAUUGUGGAUAUGGAGACUCCUGCAAGUAUUCCCACGACAGAUCUGCCGAGUAUGAAGAGGCCCCGGUUAUUUCUGGUCCCGGGCCUCUGUGCGGGAUAUGCAAGAAGACAUUCGAGGAGAGGGUGGUUGCAGAGUGUGGGCACAGCUUUUGUUCUCUGUGUGCAAUAAGAAAGUAUCAGGAUGGCGAUGAGUGCGGAGUAUGUGGAAAGGCGAUGUAUGGAAGGUUCUGGGUGGUGUGA